Messenger RNA from Dermacentor andersoni, 3089 nucleotides. Its product is annotated as C2 domain-containing protein 5. Gene Ontology annotation, molecular function: calcium-dependent phospholipid binding; calcium ion binding. Gene Ontology annotation, biological process: positive regulation of D-glucose transmembrane transport; positive regulation of protein targeting to membrane; positive regulation of vesicle fusion. Gene Ontology annotation, cellular component: plasma membrane. The record is from RefSeq and is a predicted model, not a curated record. Lineage: Eukaryota; Metazoa; Arthropoda; Arachnida; Ixodida; Ixodidae.
UGGAGCUGUCUCCUUCAACUUCGUUUGUGUUGCGCUCGCAUUUAUGUUUUUCUAAUGUGACGCAGAUGCGACGAAGACUGCCAACUUUUAAAGCCUGACAUACUAUACAGCUUCUGGCCACAGUGGUGUGUACACUUCGUAAGGCCACUGCGAUGAUACCUGUGACUGUUUGAGCUCGGGGGUGCGCACGAGAACCAGAAUGCCUGGUAAAGUACGGGUCAAGCUGGUGGCCGCCAGGAACUUGCCCAUCAUGGACAGGGCAAGCGAAGCCUGUGAUGCUUUUGGCGAGGUUAAACUUGGUAAUACAUGCUUUAAAACAGAAAUAUGCAAGAAAUCCCUUAACCCCCAGUGGAAUUCAGACUGGUUUCGUUUUGAGGUUGAUGAUGAGGAACUUCAAGAUGAACCACUGCAAAUCAGGAUAAUGGACUACGACACAUAUAGUGCAAAUGAUGCCAUUGGUAAAGUGUACAUUGACUUGAACCCAUUGCUUGGAAAAGACGUAGGGUCUACACUGUCUGGUUGGCUUCCUAUUUAUGACACUAUGCAUGGUAUUCGGGGGGAGGUCAACUUAGUGGUUCGAAUAGAACUAUUUAAUGAUUCUAAUCGGUACCGGGAGUCAUCAUGUGGGGUGCGCUUCUUCUACAGCAGUGGCAUCCCCCAGGGUUACCACGCUCUUGCAAUACUUGGCUUUGUAGAAGAGCUCGUGGUUAACGACGACCCUGAGUACAAGUGGAUUGACAAGAUACGCACUCCUCGAGCAUCCAAUGAAGCACGGCAGACAUUGUUUUCAAAACUCUCUGGUGAAGUUCAGCGACGAAUCGGCCACAAAGCUUUGGAACUUGGUGGAAACACAGUUGUAGCAUAUCGUCAGUGCUUUGACCUGGAAGGGGAGUCUGGUGUGGUGGUACGAGGCAUUGGCACUGCUGUAACCCUUGUGAGGAUCGGCCAUCCUCUCACCCUGUCACCUUUGAGGGAAGCUAUCAGAGAGUCCCCCUCCGAGGAGUCGCCCCCUCACCCCCUCCCUUCACCCCCGAGGACGAUUCCAGUGGCUGCGCUUUCGAGCAUCCCCCUGCAGAGGGCUUCGGACCCUGACCUUCAUACAGGUGGACCGGCUGCCGCUGCUCUCAGUGCAAGCUCUGGUAGUAGCACCGGUGGUGGACCAAGGCAGUUCAUCAACAGGCCAGCACUGGCUCGGGAAAGUCUGGAAAUGCUGGAGUACCCCUUCAUCACCAUGAAGCACUUCCCGCAGGGAUUCAUUCAAAGUAUCGGAGGUGUUGUGUCUGCAAGAUCUGUGAAGCUUCUCGACCAAAUCAACAAUCCCGAUGAGCCUGAAACUCGGGAUGCAUGGUGGACGGAGCUAAGGAAAGAGAUUCGUUCCCAUACGCGCUCCCUCGGAUGCAAUGUUGUACUAGGCUACAACGAAACCACAAACAUCUGUGAUGAGGUGGUGGUUCUGUCCGCGAGUGGGACAGCGGUGCUUUUGAACCCAGUGGUGGAUAAGGAGUUGGGUACUGCAUCCACGGCAAGGCACACUGUCGUCCCAGCACCUUCAAACACAGACAAGGAGAAGUCUGCACGCUCAACUGACUCCGGCUCAAAACCUGCAGGAGACAGCCUUGAUGAUGCAACAAGCAAGCUGGACUGCCGGUUGUGCCACAUUCCUUACAAUGAAGCAAGUGUUCCUUUUCAAGCUCAGCUAGUUAAGUGCGGUGUCUGCAGACGUGCCAAGGUGCCCGACGUUCUCUUCAUGACGAUUGAGCCACCAGCUGGAAUACCGAUUGUAGGCAAGAGCUGCCUAAUCCAGGCGAGGGUAUGCAAGAACAAGAAGGACCUUAAAGGGGAGCAGAAUGCCCGAGAGAUUAGUGAUAGCCUUCCAUUCCUUGAGAUUGAAUUGCAUCGUCAAAUACAGACUAAGCUUAAGCUCAAGAACCUGAAUGCCAUUUUUGGCUUGAAAGUGCAAGUUGCCAUUGGAGAACGCCUUAUUGCUGGAAUAGCUACUGGAACUGGUGCAUGCCUCACAGCGAUACCACUGCCUUCUUUACCCAUUCCAAACCUACGUAGUCGUCGUCAGGAUCAAACAGCAUUGAAGCAGAACGGAAAAUCCACGGGUGACUCCGAUACCAGUGAUGAUGAGCGGGUCACUUGUGACAAAAGCCAACAAGCAAAAUACGAUGCUUGUGUUGUGGAGCUGGAUGAUGCUGAGGACGCUAUCAGUAUUCUGAGAGAGCCGCACAUGCCUGAAGGAUUUGCUAUGUGCAACACGGAGGUUGUGCCUGGCAUGGAUGGCUUUAGCUGCAACCUACAACUGUUUAUGCAAACAUACCGAGCCAAGCUGUUUCCUGGUGUUCAUCCAAGUCGAAUAUUGUCCCAACACUUUGACCAUAUUAUUCAAAGUCUUUUUGUAAAGCUUCGCAAAUUGGUUCCAUGUUGCUUGGCAAGCUUGAGCUUUCAUAUUGAGCUUCCUGACCAAGAUGAACUGCAGGUGGCUGUUGUGGGGACUGCUGUCAGCUUGGAUGACCAUACUGUGGAAGCUCAGACGAUCACCAAACCCAAGCCUGUGUCAGUCUCCAUGGAAGCAGAGCAGGAACUCAUAUUUAGAAUGGAUGAGGAGAAACACACAGACCAGGUGCCAUCUCUUAGUCAAAAGCACGCCAGAAUUCCAAGGCUUUCCAAUUUGAGAUACCAGGAACUGUGCUGUGGAAGGCAUGGCGUUGACCUGACAUCUCUUGACCAUGUGCCAGGGGGAAAGAUUGAGAAGUAUUUGGGAAACCUAGACUUCUUUUUCAUUCGUGAAGGUACAAGCAUACGAGAGGAAGGUGGCCUGAAUGGCUUCGUGCAAGGCUUCAUGACUGAAAUCUUGGCAAUAGUGAGAGCUCACGUGGCGUCGUUAGGAGGCAAUGCUGUUGUGGCUUUUCAGAUGACUCAGUGUAUCUUGCUGCACAAUCCACACAAGAAUCAGGGACAGUGCUUAAUAAAUGUGGCGGGUGAUGCUGUGCUGAUCCACUACCACUCACAGAUGACUGAUGCAGAACCAUCUGAAAACACAUUGUCACCUUGUUGAAAUAAAAAAAAAAGCUCUCUUAAAACUA